This is a messenger RNA of Macroventuria anomochaeta, 987 nucleotides long. RefSeq lists its product as uncharacterized. The transcript has a single exon. Lineage: Eukaryota; Fungi; Ascomycota; Dothideomycetes; Pleosporales; Didymellaceae. The record is from RefSeq and is a predicted model, not a curated record. Bases 182 to 853 code for a protein of 223 amino acids.
CAUGCACAUGUGUAGAUACCCUACCUUUAGCGAUUCCCAAUUCACUCUAACAAGUCUCAAUGCCGGAAGUCCUAGCCUCUCGAUCCAAAUAUUCAGUCACUGACGGUCCGCUUACGAAGCAAUCAAAAAAGAAUAGCAAAGGUGAACAAUACGAAGAACGAAGCAGAGAAACGAAACAAUAAUGCCAGCCGACUUCGACUCUCUCUCAAAGCAGUUGCUGCAUCACGCGUCCCUUGUCCAGGCGCCACAGAAAGCCAAAAAUGAAGCCUUGACGGGCAAGAUAGCGGACAUGAAUCUCCACCCCACUCUAGAAUCCGCCCUGCACAUCCUAAACCACGACCUGCCUUCCGCCCACUUCCUCGUGCGACACAUGCAAGCCCCGCCCGCUUUGGAAGGCAUGCUUACCCACUCCAUCCUGCACCGGUGCGAGGGCGAUUUCCGGAACGCACGGUUGUGGCUGGGCGAUGUGGGGGAUGCAGCUGAGGGGUGGGUACCGAAGAAGAGGGAGCAGGAGGAGAGGCUGAGUAGGGAUGUCGCUGAGAAGUGUAAGGGGGGAAAGGAGAUUGAGAAGAGCUUGUUGGAGUGGGUGUAUGGGGCCGAGGGUGUUGAAGCGGGGAAGACGUUGGUUGAUGAUGUGGAGGGGUGGAGGAAGAGGAAGGGUGGAGAGAGUGAGGAAGGGAGGCUGAAGGAGAGGAUUAGAGAAGAGAUGGGAAAGGUGCUUGAAUGGUGCGUGAAGAAGUUUGGGACGCAGCAGUACACGGAUGCGAGCUCUGCCUGGGUCAAGAAUAGCGAGGAGGUACAGAAGAUUAGUAAUGAUAUGGUUAGUGGGGACAAGGGGCAUCGAAGGUUCUGAGGCGAUUGGCAUGGAUGACAUUCUUGGGCGUAGGAUCGCGUGUGGGUGAUGGACGUCGAGGUACGCUGUCUUCGAACAGAACGGUAAGAGGGUCCAGAACGAGGUGCUUGAAACGAAAGUUCGAGGCGUUGAGG